AUGAUAUCUCUUCUAUGCCAUGUUAUAUCUGGAUCUCUUACUGAAAAUCUCUUAGUAACGAGAGACUUAUCUAUAAAUGAGUGGGAUGUUAUUAUAGUACAAGUUAAGAGUCUUUUCCAUAUAGAGUUCACAGCCUGUCUAUUUGUAGCUAUUCUUGAUGAAAUCAAUACCAUUAUGCAUCAAAUGUCUAGCGAUACAAAUGCACGGGAAUCUGAGAAUGCAAUACGUGAUGUAUUAAGAUCUGCGAGACAUGUUUUGGCCAUAGAUGCCUUUACGAAUAAGUCGACAUUAGCAUUUCUUAAAGUAUAUCAUGGUGAAGACAUUCAUAUAAUUAAUAAUAGACACCAGCCUCAUGUGAAUGAGAUGGUUGAAAUUCUUUAUGAUCUGAAUAGCGAAGCCAAAGUUAUAAGAAUAGGAUAUGAUCUUUUGAGGCAAGGAAAACUUGUGAUAUUUAUAUUUACUAGAGCAGUGAUGGCUAGAGCAUUAGUAGAAAAAGCAUCUAAGUUAUCUAAACCUGAUAAUUUACCUGUUAGGGCCUUAGAAGCAGGUAUAUCUUUUGAAAUUACAGGUUAUUUUGAUAUAGUCAUAGCCAUUACAAAUAUUGCUACUCUAGUUCAUAAAAAUUCUAAUAAACUUUUUCACCUGCCAGCAAUAAAGAGAUAUUGUGAAUGGAAUAAUAAUACUAUUUCUUAUAAAGUUAAUGAGUCUCCAGCUAUAAUAACUUUCUUUGAAGUUGAGCAUCAAAAACGUCUUUCUGCAAGAUAUUUUAUUGAAAAGCUUUGUAGUCUCAUAGCCAGUACAGGUGCUUUUUUUCAACUUAUAAAAAUGAAUGAGAGUCAAGGAGGUAUAGGAAAUUGCAAAAGAAAUCUUAGUCUUGAAGAAGCUGAAGUCCUUAAAUUUGACCAAGAGUGUUCUAUCGCAGAUACUAUAGCACCUAAACGUUUUUAUAUGUGGAAUCUUUAUUGUAAAUACAUGAGUAUUGAGGACUGA
Messenger RNA from Funneliformis geosporum, 990 nucleotides. The record is from the annotation of a GenBank genome assembly. NCBI's taxonomy places the organism in Eukaryota, Fungi, Glomeromycota, Glomeromycetes, Glomerales, Glomeraceae.